ACCGGUGUCAACAAACAACAACAACAUAUUUCUCCCGGGCUACACCGCCUUAGCACCCGCGUUUCUCAGAAAACCUCAAUACCGGCGAUUAAAACCAACAGAAUGAGAAACAUACUCUUUUAACGACCCCCAAAUCACGCUCUGCCUUUUUUCCUCGUCAAAUUUGCCUCAUCAGAGGCUCGUGGUUGUCCCGGGACGGUGCUUGGCUUUAGCACGAGCACGGCUAACUUUUCUCCGAAGCUACACAGGAUAAAUUUCGGGGAAAAUUCUCACAGUCGACGGGGAAACCUUUGUAACAACGUCCACCUGCCGCUCGGUCGGUGCUAGAGCAGCUGGAGGAGGAGGUUCCUGCAGUCGUUGGGGUGUCGGUGGUAUGACUGCGUUGGCGGGGUCAAUACCCAGGAUGAUGCGACCCUCGCUGACCCAGAACUAUCCCCGCAGCGGCUUCCCUCUGGAAGUGUCUACACCGCUGGGUCAAGGCCGAGUCAACCAGCUCGGAGGAGUUUUCAUAAAUGGCAGACCUUUGCCCAACCACAUCCGCCAUAAGAUCGUAGAGAUGGCCCACCAUGGAAUCAGGCCGUGUGUCAUCUCCCGACAGCUCCGUGUCUCCCACGGCUGCGUGUCCAAAAUCCUGUGCCGGUACCAGGAGACCGGCUCCAUCAGACCCGGGGCCAUCGGAGGCAGCAAACCCAAGCAGGGGACAUCGCCGGACGUAGAGAGGAGAAUAGAAGAAUACAAGCGGGAAAACCCGGGUAUGUUUAGCUGGGAGAUUCGGGAUAAAUUACUGAAGGAUGGGAUUUGUGACCGCAACAACGUUCCGUCAGUGAGCGCCAUCAGUCGCAUAAUGCGGAGUAAGUUUGGGGGAAAAGGCGACGAAGAAGAGGAUGAAGAUGAAAUUGAGAAGAAAGAGUUGGAGGACAACGAGCGGAGGGCCAAACACAGCAUUGAAGGCAUCUUAGGAGACAGAUGUGAGUGA
Messenger RNA from Pundamilia nyererei, 976 nucleotides. RefSeq names its product paired box 3b (gene pax3b). The coding region runs from base 374 to 976 and encodes 200 amino acids. The record is from RefSeq and is a predicted model, not a curated record. The transcript is spliced from 4 exons. Gene Ontology annotation, biological process: regulation of transcription by RNA polymerase II; anatomical structure development. Lineage: Eukaryota; Metazoa; Chordata; Actinopteri; Cichliformes; Cichlidae. Gene Ontology annotation, molecular function: DNA-binding transcription factor activity, RNA polymerase II-specific; RNA polymerase II cis-regulatory region sequence-specific DNA binding.